AGGUACAUAAUUUAAUGUUUUAUGAUUCUACAUUAGGUUCUUUAUCUCGGAAUCAAGGCCUCAGUUUUCUUUGUAUUGCUCUUUAUGCACAGUAAAAUUAUUCACAUUGAACUCUACCAGCUUCCAGUGUAUUUCUUUUAGUCUUUCUCUUAUAAGUUUUGAGUUUAAUACUAAGUUGUGGGUAACCUGAAGAUCGUGCCAGCGAGUCGUGCCAGGAGAGUGUCGGAGGCUGCUGAGGUCCGGACAGGGCAUCUGUUGACCAGAACCAACGGCGCCACCAAUAGAGUUGUCACAGGAAGAGACAAGCAAAUGGGCACAGAAAAUGAAAGUGAGAAGGAAUGUUGAAGCAUCAUCUGCCUGAUUGAUCAGACAGACUGGACAGACUGAAGUAAUAGAGGCAGUUCUCCUGCAGCUUAAUGAUGGUCUGCAUCAGGAUCAAACUCAGAAUGAAUAUCCACCAUGUUCUGUUCUUCUGCUUCUUAUCAGCACUGCAGGAUGGAAACACUGGACUCGUCAAUGCAAAAGAUGUUUUUGCUGGAGCUGAGGGAGGAAGUGGUUCAAUGAGUUGCAUCUUUACUUCAUCUGGAAGCACCAAGUUCUUCUGUAAAGGAGAAUGUAAAGAAGAAGAAAUUCUCAUUAAAACAGAUGGUGUCACAGCUCAGAGUGGCAGAUACAGCAUCAGCUAUAAAGACGGACCUUCUGGAAGAAGAAUUGUGAUUGUGACCAUCAUACAGCUGACCAAGUCAGACUCAGGACGGUACAGAUGUGGUUUGGGUGGAUCUUUGGUCCCAGAUGAUUACUCUGACUUUAACAUCAUAGUUACAGAUGAAGCAACGUUGGGUGACAACACUCGUUUCAUCCGUACAGAAACUGAAGGAGGAGAUAUCACAUAUCCAUGCAGCAAUACUGUCUACGGAAGCGGGAAGUUCCUCUGUAAGGAUGAAUGUAACAAAGAAGAAGACAUCCUGGUUGAAACAGAAGAGAACAGAGCUCAGAAUGGCAGAUACAGCAUUGAAUAUAGAAAAGGAUCUAAAUCUGGACUGUAUGUGACCAUCACACAGCUGAAGAAGUCGGACACAGGACGGUACAGGUGUGGUUACGGCAGAGCUUCGUCUCCAGAUUCAUCCUACAUGUUCCGGAUUAUUGUUGGAGAUGCUCCAACCAUAUUGAAACCAAACCGGACUCUCCGACGUUUUCCAACAUCAGUCCCAUCAGCCUCCACACCAACAACAACACAGAGUUUAAUCUCCAGUUCAGGAAGCUUCACACCUUCAUCAUCUUUCCCUGAAACCACAGAGCAGUUUACUGCUCCAACCACUUCAAAACCAAACCAGACUCUCCGACCUUUUCUAACAUCAGUCCCAUCAGCCUCCACACCAACAACAACACAGAGUUUAAUCUCCAGUUCAGGAAGCUUCACACCUUCAUCAUCUUUCCCUGAAACCACAGAGCAGUUUACAGCUUUAUCCUAUGUCUCUCGCACAGGUUUCUCCUUGCCUCUAGUUGUGUGUGUGCCCUUAGUUGGUGUAAUUCUGUCGGCUGUUCUGCUCUACAAAUGGAAGAUGAGGAGGAACAGCAGGGAAAUCAAAAACCGCACAAAUGUGGAGGUGACGCUCUUAAACCCUGCAUGUCUCUGUUCACUCUUACUGUUGGCUUCCAUGAUGGCUUCUACUACUAUACUAUAAACAACAGACUGUAAAAUGUCACCGUAAAUAUGAGGGGAACUCUGGGAUGACUAAAACGGGCUUUAGUUGCCGACCUUUGAUUCUGCUGUCUGAAAUACAGCUGUCGCUGGUAGAUCUUAUUUACUGUAGCUAGUGUUGGUUGAAAACUCUCUAACUUUGUAAUGUUUCCAUCUGACUUGUAUGAAAAUUAAAAUCCUGAAGCCAAACCAGUGGUUUUGCAUAUUUAAGCCAAAAACAGUCUCAGCAUUAAGACAUCAAAGACUCGUGUCCACUUUCUCCACUGAGGUGCUGACCAUAGCUCAGUAUUUCCACAACCGCUCUAAUAGUUCCUCAUGCAAACUGCUUUGGCAUGUGAAGGAAUCCAAAGCGUCUCAGACCUUUUUAAUGCUUAGUUACAGCUGCUAAUCCCUGACUACACAAUCACUGCUUGGGAGAUGAUGGGUUUAUUAUAACAGAUUACCUGGUGGGCUGUUUCAGGUGUGAUGUCAUUCUUGUCACCUUGCUGAAGUUGUUGAUUUUA
Thunnus maccoyii (southern bluefin tuna) is the source of this 2205-nucleotide messenger RNA. RefSeq names its product polymeric immunoglobulin receptor-like. The transcript has 7 exons. Gene Ontology annotation, cellular component: plasma membrane. The coding region runs from base 417 to 1685 and encodes 422 amino acids. Lineage: Eukaryota; Metazoa; Chordata; Actinopteri; Scombriformes; Scombridae. The record is from RefSeq and is a predicted model, not a curated record. Gene Ontology annotation, molecular function: transmembrane signaling receptor activity.